Molecule: messenger RNA, 858 nt
Organism: Pan troglodytes (chimpanzee)
Lineage: Eukaryota; Metazoa; Chordata; Mammalia; Primates; Hominidae
Product: zinc finger protein 850-like
Exons: 5
Coding region: 309-686 (125 amino acids)
Biological process (GO): regulation of DNA-templated transcription
Source: RefSeq, a predicted model, not a curated record
AGUGAUUCCCACGGUUGUCUUGGAAACCAGUCCAGGAGGCUUGGCAAAGCAGGAGCCCUCCGUGGCAGUACUUGGGCGUCGGGGCUCCGAGGCUCCGGCCUGACCUCUGCACGGGGUCGACAGGAACGUCUCUGGUUGCCAAGAGUCGCUAGGGGCCGACCAGGAUGAAGAAACCCCCGGUGGACUCCAUGGGAAGCACCACGGCAGCCUAGCCUCAGGCCUGCCUAGAUGGUGUUCGGCUCUAACCAUGGAAUACUGGGAAAGUCCCAUUCUAUGAAGGAGGUUUGCUGGCCACAACAGGAAUAUUCAUGAACAUGGAGGGGUUGGGCAUGUUCCAGGAUCUGUCUAUAGACUUCCCUCAGGAGGAAUGGGAGUGCCUGGACACUGCUCAGAAGGACUUAUACAGAGAUGUAAUGAUGGAGAACUAUAGCAGCCUGGUCUCACUAGGUCUCUGUAUCCCAAAGCCUGAUGUGAUUUCCUUACUGGAGCAAGGGAAAGAGCCCUGGAUGGUUUCAAGGGAUGUACCGGGAGGAUGGUGCCCAGAGUCUCACCCUGUAGCCUGGGCUGGAGUGCUGUGGCGUGAUCUCGUCUCACUGCAAGCCAAUAAGAAGCGCUUGGGGAUGACCUCCCUACAAGCACAACAAAACCUUUCCUGCGCAUUUCUGCGCUGGAACGCCUACCCUUAGUGCCAUUUCCUGCACUUUCUUGCAGAUUUGUACCAGGCGCUGGAGACCCUCCCACCUGGUCCAUGCCCACCUCCCGGUGAGCACCGAUACCCAACCUUGUGCACCGCCAGUCUUGUUAUCAACAAACAGGCUAGUAAAUUAUAAAAAAUAAAAUAAAGGAAAUGUAGCUGGG